Messenger RNA from Phragmites australis (common reed), 585 nucleotides. RefSeq lists its product as uncharacterized. The coding region runs from base 133 to 489 and encodes 118 amino acids. The transcript is spliced from 2 exons. NCBI's taxonomy places the organism in Eukaryota, Viridiplantae, Streptophyta, Magnoliopsida, Poales, Poaceae. The record is from RefSeq and is a predicted model, not a curated record.
GAAUGAUCGAUCUCCUCCGCACCCCCGCAAUGCCGAGCCGUCUCUACCAUCGCAACUCCCGUCGCCGCCACGCUCGAGAGGAGAGAGAGGAGGCUGGGAGCACGAGAUUCAACGAAGAGGGCACCGCGGGUGAUGGCGGCGGUGGGCGGGGGCGACGUGUCUAAAGCGCCGCUUCGCGUGUCCCGUGGCCUCCCUCCGCGGCGUGCCCACCACCUGCUCGACGCUCGUCCGCCUCCGCCGCGCGCCCACGCCCCGCUCGCGCCCGCUCAGGAACCCACGGAGCGCGGCCGUCGCGACUGUGGCGGCGCAUUGCAUGUGCACAGUGCACUGCUCGGUGGUCGGGGAUCCUGCAGAGUGCGCGGCGGAUGGUUUCGCUCCCCGCGACGCGGCGCUACCGUCGGGAUGUCAGACUGCUCGACGGAGAGCUGCGCCGUCUUCAAUCUUCACAUCGCGUCAGGAAAAAAUGGCAGAGAAUUUUACCAAGAGUAGACUUGACAAGAAAAUUUGGCAUCAUGAAUUUCGAGGCAUACAAGAGUGGCACUUGUUAAGGGUAUUAAUACUGACCUUGUGAUGACUGCUUAAGUC